Messenger RNA from Morchella importuna, 213 nucleotides. RefSeq lists its product as uncharacterized. Gene Ontology annotation, biological process: post-translational protein targeting to membrane, translocation; protein targeting. The record is from RefSeq and is a predicted model, not a curated record. Gene Ontology annotation, cellular component: Ssh1 translocon complex; membrane. The transcript has 3 exons. Bases 1 to 213 code for a protein of 70 amino acids. NCBI's taxonomy places the organism in Eukaryota, Fungi, Ascomycota, Pezizomycetes, Pezizales, Morchellaceae. Gene Ontology annotation, molecular function: transmembrane protein transporter activity.
AUGUCUGACCAAUUCGCACAAUUCGCCGAGAUCCCUAGGGAAUUCCUUAAAGAUGGAACUCUAUUCAUCAACAGAUGCACUAAGCCGGAUAAGAGAGAGUUUAUUAAGAUCUCACAGGCCGUCGGUAUCGGUUUCAUUGUCAUGGGCGCCAUUGGCUUCAUUGUUAAGCUUAUUCACAUUCCCGUCAACAAUAUCUUGGUCGGCGCUGCUUAA